Anopheles moucheti is the source of this 1664-nucleotide messenger RNA. RefSeq names its product trafficking protein particle complex subunit 3-like. Gene Ontology annotation, cellular component: TRAPP complex; cis-Golgi network membrane; CCAAT-binding factor complex. Lineage: Eukaryota; Metazoa; Arthropoda; Insecta; Diptera; Culicidae. Gene Ontology annotation, biological process: endoplasmic reticulum to Golgi vesicle-mediated transport; intra-Golgi vesicle-mediated transport; regulation of transcription by RNA polymerase II. The transcript is spliced from 2 exons. The record is from RefSeq and is a predicted model, not a curated record. Bases 363 to 1409 code for a protein of 348 amino acids. Gene Ontology annotation, molecular function: DNA-binding transcription factor activity, RNA polymerase II-specific; RNA polymerase II cis-regulatory region sequence-specific DNA binding.
AAAUUUUGUUUUUGAUCGAAAAAGUGCAUUAAUCCGGGGCCCGUACCUAAAAAAGAUCUGCAAAUUCGAUACAAACAUACCAUCAACUCGACGAUGUCUCGCCAAAGUACGCGCCUCGAUACGAAGAAAGUGUGAGAAGUAGUGAACCCCGUGGUCGCCAUUGGCGUUUCAUGUUCCGUAUCCGUCGGGUUGCGUCGCUUCGGAUUCCUCAGAGUAACGCGUCCAAUAAGUGUUUUUGCGUGUCUUUCUGUUGAUGUUUUUGUCUUCCUGCAUUCGAGAAAACUGUUGAAUUAUACGAAUUAGUGAUUAAAAGGUUUGAAACUGGUCGGACUGUUCAAGUACUGCAGUUUUAUUAGUGCAGUAUGCUCACAAUGAAUAACGCAGCUGCAGCCAAUACGCUCGGUGGCAUCACCUUCUCCGAUAUCAAUGGAGCCACUGGAGCAGCUGGACCGGGCACGGCUGGCCUCCAACUGGUACAGCUGAGUCAAGUUAUGCCAGACCCGAAUUCGCAGCAGUUAUUCAUGCAAAGCCUGCAACAGCAGCUAACUGGAGGAACGCCAGCAAUACAGGUCAUUCCGAUCGGAGCUCUCCCACAACAGACAGUCGCCUUAGCACAAGGUCCUCCAACUGGUGCCACGAUACAAGCCGCUCCACAGCAGCAACAGUUUGUACAGUACACAUUGGACGGACAGACACUGCUCUAUCAAACACUUGCUUCGCCGGACACCGCCUAUCAGAGCGUGAACUUACCCAUCGUGCAACUUCCGGCGACGCAAACGGUAGGUACCGCGGGUACGGUACCUACCUACGGAAACAUCUCCAACUUGCAAGGAGCUCCCGUCACAUUCACGCAGAUUCCCACGGCAACCGUCACCCAAGCCAUUCCGCAGCAUCCUCAGCAGCAUGUCCAGCAACAGCCACAACAUCUUCAAACGUCGGCCACUAUCGAUGCGAGCGCAUUUCAGAAUAUCGUCUCCGCACCGGUCACAAUUACACCUGGUGCUGCCGUCGUGCCGGUUUCGCAACCACAAAUCCCGAUGACCACACCCGUUACCACAGUCACGAUCGGUCAAACUCCCCAGGUUGCUGUAGGAGUUGCUCCGGGAGGUACCAACAGUAGCGAUAACAAACAUGCUUCAUCAACCAGUAACAACACACCAAUCGGGACUACGGAAAGCACACCCACCGUAAUAGGUACGGCGUCCGGUUCCGGAACGGAGAUGGAGCAGGAACCGCUGUACGUAAAUGCUAAGCAGUACAAGCGCAUUCUGAAACGACGACAGGCUCGUGCAAAACUAGAAGCGUUGGGCAAGAUACCGAAACAGCGACCAAAGUAUCUUCACGAAUCUAGGCACCGACAUGCGAUGAACCGGGUUCGAGGUGAAGGUGGUCGGUUCCAUUCGAAAUAAGGGUACCGAUCGUGCGGAGAGAUUUACACGGCCAUUAAAUAGAUUUCUACAAUAUUUUGACAUGAAUGAUAGAAUACUUUUAAGCGGAAGAACCUUACUACAACUGUUGUAAGUCUUGCCUACUGGCUGACUACUGUUGAGCUGAACCUGCUGACAAGCCGAGUGUUACCGAAAAUUCCGUAUGACCGGCUCUCAAGUAGCAGUAGAUGGCAGAGCCCAAAAAUAAAUUUUAAGUCGUACAAAGCACAUAUUCGG